AUGGAGGAGGCACGGUGUACGGCUGUCUGGAUGGCAGAGGGGAAAAAAGAGCGUUGUUUGAAAAAGGCGGACAUCCGGGAUGCCUACCUCCACUCUUGUGAUCCUCCAAUAAUCCAUGGAAACCUGACUUGUGACACCAUAUUCAUCCAGCAUAAUGGUCUCAUAAAAAUUGGAUCUGUUGCACCUGAUACAAUUAACAACCAUGUGAAAACCUGUAGAGAGGAACAAAAGAACCUGCACUUUUUUGCCCCAGAGUAUGGAGCUGUAACAAAUGUGACUACGGCUGUUGAUAUUUAUUCAUUUGGAAUGUGUGCAUUAGAGAUGGCAGUAUUGGAGAUCCAGGGUAAUGGAGAAUCAUCUUAUGUGUCGCAAGAAGCAAUCAAUAAUGCAAUUCAGUCACUAGAAGACACUCUGCAGCGAGAAUUCAUUCAGAAAUGUUUGGAGGUUGAUCCUGUAAAGCGACCCACUGCGCGAGAGCUUCUCUUUCACCCAGCUCUAUUUGAAGUACCUUCACUAAAAUUAUUAGCAGCACAUUGUAUCGUCAGUCAUCCCCAUGUGAUUCCUGAAAAUGCUUUGGAAGAAAUAACAAAAAGCAUGGAUAUGAAUGCAGUUCUAGCAGAGAUUUUCCAUCGUGGUGCAGAGGGAGUACAGAUCAGGUAUCGUAAGCAUUAA
Messenger RNA from Rhincodon typus (whale shark), 672 nucleotides. RefSeq names its product nuclear receptor-binding protein-like. The record is from RefSeq and is a predicted model, not a curated record. The transcript has 7 exons. The coding region runs from base 1 to 672 and encodes 223 amino acids. Gene Ontology annotation, cellular component: endomembrane system; cytoplasm. Gene Ontology annotation, biological process: protein phosphorylation; endoplasmic reticulum to Golgi vesicle-mediated transport; intracellular signal transduction. Gene Ontology annotation, molecular function: protein kinase activity; ATP binding. NCBI's taxonomy places the organism in Eukaryota, Metazoa, Chordata, Chondrichthyes, Orectolobiformes, Rhincodontidae.